AUGGGAGCAGUGCUUGCACAACGACGAGAACCUUUGCUUCUGAAAGCUGAUGGUCGGCAUCCUGUCUCCCCAGUUUUUGAAACGAUUUAUUUCCUAAGCUUCAGCUUCCCUAAUGUCACUUCUAAAGUUCGCUGGCGGGGAGGGCUGGCAGGGAGCGCGGACCGGCUUCCCCGUUCGCUGGAGCUGCCAGGGAGCUGUCCAGCACCGCGGCAGGACCGGCAGAGGCGGCAGGGCCGGGGCGGCAGCGCCGGGAGGGCGCCGGGAUCGUCCCCAGAUCCCGCAUGGGCACCGUCGCUCCCCGCGGAGGGUACGGGGCCAGCUCCCCGCUUCCCCUUAGCUCGGCUCCGAAGUGCAGGGCGCAGAGCGAGCGCCCUUGCCGCCCUCCCGGUAGCGGCGGCAGCGSGGGCUGAGCCCCGGCCCUGCCCUGGGCCCGCCCCUCCGGCCCCGCCGCGCCGUGAGGGCUUCACCCCGGAGCGGGGCAGCGGGGCCGCCGGCGGCCGCGGCGAGCGGGACCGGGCGCGACAGGCGGCGAGCGGGGCGGGGGAGCCCGGCCCCGCCGACACCCCCUUCGCCGCCGCCGCCGCGGCCAGCUCUGGGUCGCGCCGCGCUCCGCGCCGCCGGCGGGUCAACCUGGACUCGCUGGGCGAGAGCAUCCGCCGCCUGACGGCCCCCGCGCCUCAGACCAUUCGGCAAACUCUUCAAAAGACACUGCAGCAUUUUGAGCAUCAAGUUAUUGGUUACAGAGAUGAAGAGAAGAAUUUUCACARUAUAUCAAACAGAUGCUCCUAUACAGACUGCUCUAGCAAUGAAGAAACUGAAGAUGUCUCAGGAAUUCUCCAGUGUACGGCYAAUGUACUUGGUCUGAAAUUUGAGGAAAUGCAAGAAAAGUUUGGGGAGGAAUUCUUCAAUAUCUGCUUUGACGAGAAUGAAAGAGUUCUUCGAGCUGUMGGUGGGACCCUUCAAGACUUCUUCAAUGGCUUUGAUGCUUUGCUGGAGCAUAUUAGGACUUCAUUUGGAAGACAGGCCACCCUGGAAUCUCCUUCUUUCCUAUGCAAAGAACUCCCUGAAGGCAAUCUCAUGCUUCAUUAUUUUCACCCACAUCAGAUUGUGGGAUUUGCAAUGACAGGAAUGAUAAAAGCAGCAGCAAAGAAGAUUUACUGCUUGGAUGUAGAAGUAGAGCAGGUCACGAAUGAUAAGUUGUGUUCAGAGGGGACAAACCCAGGUAACUGCAGUUGUUUGACUUUCCUUAUCAAAGAACAUGAAAAUGCAAAUACCACUAAAGCACUUCCACCGGGAACUUCCCAGUCCCCUUUAGACCUGAGGAUUAGCAUCAGCACCUUCUGCAGAGCUUUCCCCUUUCACCUGAUGUUUGAUCCAAACAUGCUGAUUCUCCAGCUUGGAGAAGGUCUUAGGAAGCAGCUCAGAUGUGAUACUCAUAAAACCCUGAAAUUCCAAGACUGCUUUGACAUAGUCUCUCCUAAAAUCAGUGCCACAUUUGAACGAGUUCUUCUGAGAUUGUCUACACCCUUUGUCAUUCGGACCAAACUUGAGGAUUCUGACUCUGAAAAUAAAGAUAAGGUGAUGGAAAUCAAAGGUCAAAUGAUUCAUGUGCCGGAAUCGAACUCAAUAUUGUUUCUGGGUUCCCCCUGUGUGGACAAGCUGGAUGAGCUAAUGGGCCGAGGCCUCCAUCUCUCGGACAUUCCUAUCCAUGAUGCUACUCGUGAUGUCAUAUUGGUUGGGGAGCAAGCAAAGGCACAGGAUGGCUUGAAGAAACGGAUGGAUAAGCUGAAAGCGACGCUAGAAUGUACACACAAAGCCCUGGAAGAGGAGAAAAAGAAGACAGUAGAUCUCCUUAUUUCUAUUUUCCCUGAAGAGGUGGCCCAGCAGUUGUGGCAGGGGCAGCAGGUUCAGGCCAGGAAGUUUGACGAUGUCACCAUGCUCUUCUCGGACAUUGUUGGUUUCACUGCCAUCUGCGCGCAGUGCACGCCCAUGCAGGUCAUCAGCAUGCUCAAYGAGCUCUACACGCGCUUCGACCACCAGUGCGGCUUCCUUGACAUCUACAAGGUGGAAACAAUAGGUGAUGCAUACUGUGUUGCAGCAGGGCUCCAUAAGAAAAGCCUUAGUCAUGCUAAAGCCAUUGCCCUGAUGGCACUGAAGAUGAUGGAGCUUUCAGAAGAGGUUCUCACUCCAAAUGGAAGCCCUAUUAAGAUGAGGAUAGGCAUUCACUCAGGUUCCGUGCUGGCCGGCAUUGUUGGUGUGAGAAUGCCACGCUAUUGUCUCUUUGGGAACAACGUCACCCUUGCAAGCAAGUUUGAAUCAGGAAGUCACCCACGCCGCAUCAAUGUCAGUCCCACCACGUACCAGCUUUUGAAAAAGGAAGAAAAUUUUAUUUUUAUCCCUCGUUCCCGUGAAGAGCUUCCAGAAAACUUUCCAAAGGAAAUUCCUGGGAUCUGUUACUUCCUGGAGGUCAGAAGUGGUCAGAAACCACCAAAACCCUCCAUCUCAUCUGCCAGAGUAAGAAAGGUGUCUUACAACAUCGGCACCAUGUUCCUCCGGGAGACUAGCCUAUGAGGCCGGCUGUAGAUCAAAGACUCGUCAAAAAAGCACAAGCCCAGAACUGGGUCAUGACAGGGGAGUUGGAGGUUCUUCGUAUUUCACUGCCUCCUUCUGAGCAGGCAGUAAAAGCUCCAUGUAAUGUCAGGCAAUAAUAAUUUUAAAAGGUGGGUAACGGCUGCCAGUAAACAAAGUCGAGAUAGGGAAAAAAUAUUAAACAAUGUACUUCCACCUCCAGAGGAAUUUCUUUCUAAAACUUCAGUCUGGCCCCUCUAUGGCAAACAAAACAAUAAAACAAAACCCCAACUCUUAGAUUAGAGGUUGGCCUUGUUUUGUACAGAAAGGAUGAUGGUUCUCUGUAGAUUUGCACCAGCUAAGCAGAAUUGAGAGUCAGUUCUGAUUAUGCAUUCCUACAUUUAAUGUGUUCUUCAGUAAGGUAAUGAUGUUUUUUAACUUUAUGAACAAGCAUUUCAUACAUAUACUGUAGAACUAUUGUAACCUUCCUGGCAGGAGGAAUUAUGACUCAAUACAAAUAUUGUAGGAAUUUUACCUAUUUUUAUACAUAUUUCACUUUCUGGAUAAUUACAUUCCACAUACUGUAAGCUGAGUAAGCUUAGAKAGCUUUUCAGAAGUUACUGUAUAUUUCAUACAUUCUACCUAUCAAACCUUAUUGUUAUACAAAUGGGAAGAAGGCAUUUCUUGACUUUUUUUGGCAACAAAAACAUCAAUAUUUUACAGAAAAAAACUCCCACUUUGGUAAAUCACUUUAUCUGAUUUUUAUGCUAAAGCUUUAGAUGACCACUGUCUUCUUAUAUAAAAUAAUGUUCAGUAUUUGUCCUACACUGUUGUAUGUCCAGUCCUUACAGGACAAUGCAAAGUGCAGAAGAUCCAUGUGUGGACAAACAGAAAAGUUUUCUCCAGUGGGACUUGUUUCCCCUCUAAAUUACCAGCCAAACUGUUUUUAUGUAGAAGCCCUGAAGUUUUCUAAAAAUUUGGUCUUAUGAAAACUUAUUCGGAGGAGUUUCAGCAGACACUGGAAACUCUCUGGAUGUUUAUUUUCCACAUUUUUAAUAGGACUUGUGCUCCUAGUCCAGAUUGAUUAUUGAAAAUCCAUUCUGCUAAUAAUGAUUGUUCAUUUGGAUUGGCUGAAGAUCCCCCACUUUAUCUAGUGAAGAUCAAAAAAACACCAAAAAGGGGAAAGCAGUACUUUUCCAGGUUUAAUGCAAAUGGCAGUUCAAGAUUUUCGUUAGUCCAAGACAAUAUAUAUAUAUAUAUAUAUAAAAAAAAAAGCCCAGUUAUUUGCUGUCGAAAAUUAAUAUAGUACAAUUGUCUUCAAUUAAUCCAGUUCAAGCAAGAUAUGUGUCUGGCACAUUUUCACGCAUUGUUUGUUUCUCAGGUUUUCCUUUUCCAAAGUAGUGGUGGUCACACAGUUUUCCUGUGUGAUUGUGCUGCCUUUGGAUCAUACUGAAGUGGAUGAUGCUGUUCUGAGCUUGUAGUUUGUUAGCUAAAUCCUGUGCAGUGAUUCCAAAGUGGCUUAGCUGUACAUGGGCCUUUAAUCACUUUAAUCAAAGGUAAGAAUCAGCAGYACUAAGAGGCCCGAGAAGCUCUGCAUCUCUCUAAUCCAGAGCAGAAAUUAGUUUGCUUAUGGAUUUAGUAGUCUUAACAGGAGGCAGCUCUUGAAAAUAAGUAAAUAACUUUGUCCACAUUUCAAGAACGUCCAGUUGGAUCUUUCUGUGAAGGGAAUGACAGUUCUGUAUUUCUCCCCUUUGACCAGRAGCCCCUGUGAGUAUGGGAUUAAGUCAGCACGCCACUGUGCUGAAUAUGUUUCAGGCUCYCUUUCCAUGAAGACUUUCUGGAUGAGAAAGGACAGUCAUGAACCUUUACAGACUUCAGCAUAUAGAGGACAUCUGAAUUUGUUAUGCAGGGUGGUUUUUUCCUUACCUAWGGAGAAUAGAGCCAUGGGAAUUAGCCCAGAAAUUUACUUUAAUGCAAACUCACUUUCUAGCAGAAUACUGAUGUUAAAGAUUUUUUUCCAUUGCUACUAGAGCAUUCUUGGGAUUAGAGGAUUUUUUUUAAUGUACCUUGAUAAAUAGCAUAUGCAGCUUUAUGGCCUAUCUGAAAAAUUACUUACAAAAACUGUUCAAGCUUGAGGUUGUACAAUUUCCAUCCAAACUAGGGAUCUGAGAAUUUCCUGCACAGGAUGACAAGCUUUAGCCCAUAGCCAUUAGUUUGCACAUACACAGGAUGUAGCAUGCAUUUUUUUACCCUGGGAAUGCCAGUGAGAUGUGUAAGAAUCAUAAAUGGAUCAAAGUUCAUGUUUCACCACUGAAAGAGGAAUGUCACUUCCCAGCUAAUAAAUUUGUAGGUCUGAUGUAAUUUCUUAGUUCCCUAGAGUGAACAUUUUUCAAAUAGCCAUUAGUAGAUUUAGAUUUCACUCUGGCUUUGCUGGCACAUCUUCCUUUUUCAGUAGGUGCUGAUGUCAGAAGACCAACCUCUCUGGCCAAGCUCUUUUUCUCUUCUCACCMCUCAUAGUCCUGUUUGAAGAGUACAAAUGCACCUAUCUUGACCAAUGGAAACAUUUUCAUAGCAAAUGAUGAAUAAAUGCUAGUUUUACAAACAAAUUGGAGAAGCAAUCAAAACUGGUUUGUAUCACCAUCCUCAUCCUCUCAGAGAUUGUUGUGUAAGGAAAUUUGAAAUCAGAGAGAUCAGUGUGAGAACUGAAAACUGGUGUUGGUGUCACCACRAAUACAUUGAUAAUAUUUGCAAGUAAAUCAUCUAGCUCCCCAAAUUAGACUGACUGUAUAARAAUAUACAGUCCCUGUUUUUUAUAUCCUUGUGUAAAGGCAACAUCCAGAACUGCAGCAUAGAUGUUAAGUAUUGUGUUAUCUGUGUUACGAUGAGGGAAAUGAAUGAAAAAAGUGUGGGCUCCCUGGAGACGUUUUUCUGUGUCAGUGUGAGCAAAGUGUAAGACAAAUUCUCAGCACUUUUAAAAUUAGUAGUUGCAUCUAUUGCUUUUUGUAUUAGAUUGCAAGCUUACUUUGUUGGACAAUUUUGCAAUGUUAAAUGAAACUUACGAAGAUUUAUGUUGUCAUGUCAAUUAGGUGGUAAUCAGACUCAACAUUUCUUCAACACUUACUUUUAGUGAUAGAGAAAAGGUUCUCAUUUGUGUGGCAUUGACUUAAUAAAUAAAAAGGUUCUCAGAAUUUUAUACAUUGAGAUGAUGAGGUGGAGAGGUUAGAGGUGCUGAAAUGGUUGCAGGAAUUGUGUAUCCUAGCUGGAAUUUUCUUUCAACAUUUCCCUUCCUAUAAARGAUAUGAUCUUUUGUUCCUCUGUGGGUAAGAAUUUAUAUGCCUGUAUGUCUUCAUGUAGCUGCCAGUAGCCACAUCUUUUGUCUUGAGUUUCUGUGCAGAYCAAAUCCACCCUGUCUGGAGGAAGAGGGAGGAGAUCUGUUUCGUUUUGCCAAAAAAGGCAAAGGGAAGGUGAUGUGAGGACUCUCCUAGCUGGGUUCAUCAGUCUCCUUUGUGGCCGGUUUCUUGUACAAAAAUCGUGAGGUAAAGAGAGUCAACAGUCGCUUCCCCAGAAAUCUUUUUACAGAUCUUGUGUCAGAYUUUUCCAUCUGCUUGAAGCUCCCCAUCACACAGGCUUUUCUGUGAUGUGGUGCAUGGAGGUCACGAACUCAGAGGAAAAAGGAAACAGUGAUGAAGUGGUAGGGUGGUGGAUAAAUUUUGAUUGCAUCCCUCUGGUACAAUUUGCCAUUCAAAGACAAAAGCCUCUUCAUGGGAGAAUUGCUGCUAAGCCAGGAUUCUCCAAGUGUGGUUUUCUUGCAGCAUCCCAAAGGAUAUUUCAUUUUUAAUUUCAGAGAGCCAAUAGUCAUUAACUGUGAUUGUGGUUUUGGCUUCUCUGCUCAUUCCCACAUACAGUUUCAGAUCUGAGUCUGUUUUGAAGCCUGGAAACAUGCCUCCACAAACAGAAAACCAAAGCUCUUAAAACCUUGGAAUUCUUGUAUGGGAAUUGCCUGUUUUGAAGAAAUCCCUCUGAUUGAAUCAUUAACAGUUCAUGUGUGUGCACAUGCCAUUUCACAGUGCUGUCUCCUCCUGUGUUUGCAGUGUUCCCUACCAAACCCAGCAGCAGGAUUGGGCAUAGUUAACAUCCAUCUUCCAGUUUUUCCUAYAUAAAUCAAGCAGUGCAAAGCCAUGUCAUGCUGCAUGCUUUUAAAAGUAUCAGCACUGCACURAGACGCAAACUCUGAUAACCAAUUUCACAUUGUGUAUUUCUUGCUCUGAAUAAAUCCUUCUCUCAGGCAACUUGAAAAUGAAUGAAAAAAAGAAUCACCCAAAAGUGCUGUGUUGAAUUGCAAAUUAGUCUGAAAUGUUCAUUGGUUGUUGGGGCAGGUUGAAUUGCUGGACAGCUUUCCAAUUCUUCAGCUGCCMCAAGCUGUCACACUUGCGUGCUUCRUGCAAAYGGUUCUCUCAACGAGUCUGUAAUCCACCAGCAGCAUUGUAAAUUUAGGGCAUCUUCUGAGUUUUCCACUCCAAGUCUCAGGCCACCACCUCACUUCUGCUGAAUGCUCAGAGCUCAMGGUGCUCCUGAGCUAAUUCCCUGUCCUAAUGCAGUCUCAGAGCUUCUGGUUUCAUUUCCAGGUUCUGGUGAUCUUUUGCGAGGUUUUGCAUGUGUAGUAUUGGAAAUAGCAACAUGCUUAAAUUAGCAACAAAACAAGAAGCUUAAAAGAGCUUGUCAAACUCAGAGACAAUUGGUUCCUUUCCCUCAAGGUAAUAAAUUAUUCAUAGUGCUGUACAGGAUUGARGGUGCCAGUGACAGGAGAGGCUGUUGAUGAAUUGAGGAUGCUGAGUGUGCAGCAGACUCAACAAGUAGGAGUUGAUUGUUUUCUGCUGCUGGUAAUAAUUCAAUCAUCUUGCCUGYUAUGUCCUGCUCUUGGUCAGGGUUCUCUUCUCCAAAAGACCUCCACUUCCCUUAGCACGCUGUAUGUGACAGAGAUAGUGAAUCGUUCCUAUUGUUCUUAUUAGCAUAUGUUCUUGACAUGCCUGCUUGUAUCUAAAGAAUAACUGGGGUUAAAUGGCUGAUCUUACUCUUACUUGAAGGAAGGCAAAACUGUUACAGUGGCUCAGCAGGCACUCACAUCCUUAGAGAGGGAAAAUACCUCAGUGCAAGUUAUUGCUGGUGGAUUUGGGUGAAGUCAGUGCAUUAACAGCCCAUGGCUUGUUUUUAGCUUCUGCAAGUGCCAAACUGAUCUGUGCAGAUAGGAGUUACUCCUUAACGAUGUUAUUAAUUUGCAAUGCAUGAGCAGGCUUACAACAAAAAUCUGUAAAGUGUUUAACCUCAUAUACACGAUUGAUCUUUUGUGGCUUGCCUGUUAAUCGUGCAUGGAAGCAAGAAAAACAGUGAAACUGGGGAAUGCAAUGACUCAGUCACAGGCAACAGAUCAUUCACCUCUGCAGAUGCUGACUUGUUCCUGUGGCUCAGAAAGGUUGAUCUCCAGUUAUCUGUGGUCCAGGUUAGUAUCUCUGUGUCACUAGAGCAACAAAAUGUCCUCUAAAAACAGCAUGAGGCAUCUCAGUCUGCUUUCCUCUGGACUGGGGUUCACAUCAGAGAGCCCAAUACAACAUGUGACGCAAAGUGCCAACUUUGCUGGGAGCCUUAAUGAAAGGAUCAGUGGAGGCAGAUGUUAAACCAGCUGUUUGCUCCAGGGAUUUUAAUUUCCAAAGGCAGAGUGAGGCUGAAUGUGUUUUAGUUCGGACAAAAAGAGAAGAGGAUUUCAGAGAAACAAGUGUGUUCUCKGGCAAAGAGACAGUGGAGUAAACGUGAACCAAGAGGGACACACUGGCUGCAGCAGCACCUCCAGCUGCCUGGCGCUCUUUGGCAUCCAGCAAUCAAGUUUCUCCUGAAAACUGGAGAACUGGUGAGCACUUCAGGCACUUGUCCCCUCUGCUUUAGGCAGAGUAUGAGGCUGCCUAARUCAUUGAGGGUGCUCAACUUUCUCAGUGACCACAGAUGGCAAACUUAGACUGGAUAUCUGUUUUUUAAGAUGGCUGAGAUGAGAGAGACUGAUCCCACUGAAUGACAUUCUGUUCAGCCCAAGUGCUGUGUCUCAGAUCAUCUGCUGUGUGCAUUGGCCAAAAUAAAUYGAAUCAAACUAAGUGUCAGAGGGAUAGAUAAGCAUAUUCCAGGAUAAAUAAAGGGUUGGUACUGUAGCCAUGGUGACUGUCAAGAGCAUGGGCUACUGCGGUUCUGCACAUCUCUCCUGGUGUCUGAACCCUUUGCAURUGAUAGCAGCACUGCCAAUCACAACUCCUGGAUGCCCUUAGAAAUGUGAUUUAGAAAACCUUUUGAACUUUGAGCCCCUAGCCCAAUUGUACAGAAGCUCUGUGYCGCUGAGCUGUAUGCCAGAAUGCCUGCUUAAACCUUAUCCCMUAGUCAGGAUGGUAAUAACAAAUACAGAUUCUAAAGAACAGAGAGAUAGUUGCCAGGUUAUCAUUAACACCCAUUUUUUUUGGUGCUUUUGUAAAUCUGUAGGCCCAAAAUUAACUUUCCAUUAGCAGAAGGUCUCACAUUGAGCUGCUUGUUUUCUAGGUAAUUAUUCCUUAGCAAUACUCUCUAAUGACUAUUCUUGAAGCAAUAACUAAAGCCAUGCUAAUCCCUUCUGUGUAGGCUCCUGUACAACACCUAUCACUUUAUUGAACCACUUCUCAGCAGGACAUUAAAUGGCAGAAUAGCACCCUGACAUGUACUGUUUGUCCUUCCAUCCUGUUCCUCAGAGAAGAAGAGCACGCAAUGGAAUAAUUUGGUUUUAUGAGGCAGUGUUUUUUUUGUUUGUUCUCUGAAAGUGUAUGUUGCUACUUGCUUAAAUAAGGAAGAGCAAAAUCAGAACUAUCARCCAGAAUUAGAGAAGAGUUUUGGAUGUAAACAGAGUGUUUUAAAAGACUGCCCACAGAGUAAGACUAGUCUCACAUCCUAGAAACRACAGUACUGGUAACAGUUGUAAGAUAUACCCAGAAAUGAUAAAUAGGAGUAAUAAACCAAGCUGGUGUAUACAAUGGAUGACUUCUGUUUUAUACACAGCAGUAAACAGGUGCUAAAACUGAUUAAUACCCACAGAGGGCAAAUACUGCUUAAUCGAUUUCAGCRUUUGUUUAUUACCACAAACCUCUAAGGCAAUAUCUUUUCCUUUCCUAAUGAGAUUAGAACAUACUGUUCAAUCAAUAUCAGAGUUUCUGAAMUUGUUGCAAAAGAACAAGCUUAGGAAUACAUAACCAUCAAGGAGAGAUUUUUUUAGAUGUGAGCAGUUGCUCAUCAUCAGAACAGAUUAUAGAGAACAUCACAACAGAUUGUAUACAGAUUAUAUACAUCAGAACAGAAUAUAUAGAAAAUAAAAAGGAGGUACUGAUAGGUAUUUUUGUUAUAGAAGCUUCUAUGGCACUUCUGGUUGAUUGAAAUCAUUCUGAAAUUGUACAUUUAAAGCAUGGCUGCCCARUUCGGAUUAUUUGUAUUUGCUAAGAGGGAGGAGGUAAAAUUUUAAAAGUCACAUAAGAGGCAUACUUCUCAAUCCCAUUUUCUCUGCUUAAAUACARCCUCUUUCUGAAAGUUGAACCUUACUUUGCUGAAUGAUCCUGAGAUUCUAAAUGCCUAAAUAAGUUUUAGAAAUGUGAGUUAGAAAUCCCCCCUCUAAGUCCCAUGUGCCUGUCAGUUCCCUCUCUGGGAACUUCUUGUAGGGCCUGCAAGUGUAUAAAUAGAAAGUGUCUGAAGAAAGUGAAGUGUGUGUGUAGGAGAGGGCAGCUGUACACAGAUGUGCUGCUGAUGUCAGCUUUCAUCUGUUUGGAAGCUGGAUGACACAGAGAUUAUUYGUACAAAAUGCAAGAAUGUAUUGUAUAGAGUGUCAUGAACUGUGAAGGCUGAAUUUAAGAGUCCRUAAUCCUCAAAGUUUUAGUGGAACUGCAUGAGAAAUACAUGAUUUUUGAGUUUGAUUUUUUUUUUUUUUAUUUUAAAUAAGAGUUCAAUCUCUAGUUACACAAAAAAAUUGUCUAAACAGUUUAAAUGCAAAAUGCAAAGAAUGUCCUGCUUUUUUGUAUUAUUUGGCUUUCCUGGAUGUAGGACUGAGAAUUCCUCUGUGGGUUUCAAUACUGGAUGCAAAACUAGGUAUGAAACAGGGCAAAUGAAGUACUUUGCCAACUGAAAAUUAGGGGGUUAUAGUAAGAACAGCUUAAAAAAGUAUGUAGGGAUAAAUGUUAGCCCUUUUUAAAAAAAUGGAGACUCUUCUGCUCUCUAAGUAAAUAUUGUUUAGAAAUACCUAAACAGAAAGGAGGCGUGGAAUACUGUGGUAUCAUAUUAAAAAGAUAAAAAGUCUGUGAGAUAAUCCACRCUUCACAAACAGUCCUGUAUAUAUGGAGUUUUCAAAUGCACAUUUAACCAAGAACUGUCUUUUAUAAAUUUCCAACAAAAUUGUAUUUCACCCAGCAGCUUCUGUAAAAGAUCUGCCAUGCAGAUCAUGYUGGGAAGGCUGAGAUUUAACUCAGUUGUUUGGAGCUUUUUAGGAGACACAGAACAUCCCAAAGCCAAGCUUUUGAUGUGCUUAUUGACAGGACAGCAUUGUGCCUUUUACUAAAGUCUAAACAAAGGCUGUUCUGGUCAAAAUUCCCAUCCUAAUACAUGACAUUGAUACUGCCUUGCUGGGAAAUUAGCACUUCACUAAGUUGCAGCCAUUAUUAUGUUUGAUGCUAGAAGAUUCCUUAUUAUUCUUAUGUCUCACUGUGCCAAGUUUCACUGGGUUUCAUURUGCUCUAGAGAACCAAGGUUUUGGGGAAUUGCUGUAAAAAUGAGUGAAAUUCAGCUGAUCUGUUUUUAGAUAUCUAAAACUUAUGUCUGGUCUGAGCUAGUCAGGUCAGUUCCCUGUGCAGUCAGUGCAGACACCCUGGCAUUUCAGAGACUSAACUUUCCUGGAGAAAGUCUUAGGGAUGAGAUAAUCCACUGCCUCAGAUGUGCCCUCCUCUUUUCUCCCCAGUGACCACUGUGUGGAGGUGGAGGACUGGUUCAGAUUAGCUGCCGUGCUGUAGGUGAGAUGAAUCCCACUGCUGUUYGAAUGAGAGAAUGUAAAGAUCAAAUACAGAUGGAGACAAAUACAGCGGGGCAAGGGCCAGGCUUCAGCCACAGACUGAAAGGGAUGUGAUGGCAAAAUCAUUAAUAUUUAAGUUUUAGAGAUCUWGGUGGGAGCUUUAUCCUGGUGAAAGAACACUCCUUUCAACUAAAAACUAACAAUCUAUGAUUGUUGCCAGCUCCCCACUUUUGCUCUAAARUAGUACUAGUGUAUUAUCUGAUGUAUCCACCAAGAGCCAUCUCCCCAAACCAUCAUGUUAUUUACUGCUUGAUUSCUUCUUGGAAUAGCUACUUAACAAAUCCAUCUGUCCCAGAAAUUGAUUUUUUUAACAUUGAAAUGGUAAUUUUUCUUCACCAGGUUUUUUUUUGGUGGAACGGUAUAUAGGUUGGUGUCUGCAAUCACUUGGGAAAGGAAAGGGAGCAGAGGAUAAAGUGCUGGCUGGAUGUUCUCUCACUAUGAUCACAGUUACUAAAGCUCUGUCUGACCUGUCCUGAGCUGUACUUGUGUUGUUAUGCACCUGGAUUACUCAGAUUCUCCGACAAGAUCUUGUGUCAGGCUCUGAACCAGAGAGGGUGGGAAGGGCCAGGGCUGCCACUCUGCUGUGCUGCUCCCAGAUGUCUCUCUUCUGUUUGCAGUUGCCAUUCUGAUCCUUAGAUAUCUGUGGGGAUUUUCACUGCAAUCAUGGUCCGUGGGAAAGUUCCUCUUGGGAAGAGUCAAUAGUAUGCAGUCCUCCACGCUGUGAACUGCUGCUCUCCAGAGAAAAGGGAUUGGAGAUAGUAUUGUCCUCAAGAGCUGAGAAAACUUGCAGAUUUUCCAUGUGCAAUAAACAGCUUCUAUAAUUACCAGGAAAACAAAACAGAGAGGCAGAGCUGUGCAGCAGGGGCGGCCCAUCUCACACCCGCUGCUGUGAUAAUGAAAUCCAAACCCUGUGGAAUUGCGGGCCCAUUAUUCUCACUCGUUUUAAAGGUCAGCUAAGAAGCUGAUUUCUCAAAUUGGCUCAUAUCUCUGAGACAAURUAACACUAGUCUUCUCUUCCAACGAAUUGCAGUUGUCAGAGAAACUGGAUUAGUAGCUCAUGGAGCUAAAAAUAGACACUAUGGCUUGACAGAGAAGGGUGAAUUCAGUGACAGAGGUGAGGGURCAUCAAAAUAUCCUAGCAUCUGGAGAAAAAGCAGCAAAAAAUGCUCAACUGAAAGCAUGUCAUCCAUAAAAUUACAUUAAAAAUAAUCUGAAUCACAGAGAAGAGGAAUGGUAAGGCUUAGUCUUAAUUCUGUUUUAUUCACCUUCUAAAUCUACCUUGCAGUUUCUACMUUAUCUGCUGAAUCAGUCUGGCCACAGUCCCUUCAAAGUUCAGUAUCUUAAGUUAGGCAAUGAAAGUCAUGUUAAAGCCACUAUUUGAAUACUGAAAAAGAAGGUUUUGGCUUGACAUUUCUAUCUUCUUUGCAGGAGGAAGAGGMAAAUAAUUUAUUGCUAAAUUUAUUCAACUGAAAAAUAAAAACUAAACUCCCAAACCCCAAAUCUAAGAGCUACAGUGAAAGCAAAUUUCCAAACCUCAGCAUGUCUYUACUAAAAAGUGGGUAAUUAUUUUCCAUUGCCUCAAACAUUUGCAUUUUAAAGAGUUCUCUUCUGUGCCAUGAUUUUGCAAAUUUGUAUUGCUAUUUGGAUUUAACAAACUAAACAAAACAAACCACUURUUUUUUCUUCAUUCUCCUUCACAGUUACUUAUUUUCCACAGCAGAGCAAUUCCACCAUAUUGUGCAUGACCCUGAAGGAGCAGCAAUUCAGUGCAGAUAGGGAACCUCAGCCUGUUUGGUCAAGGUGAAAAACUCUGCAAGGURCAGGUUGGGUCUCAGCUGAAGACAGGGCUGGCAGCAUUUGCAUGCAGUUUCCAGUAUAGCAAAAGUAAUUCUUUUUACUUAUGUAUUCAGGAGCUAACCUAUGCAUGGCUCAGGAAUAACCAUCACCACUUUCUUYAGAGAUUCUGUAGUAUGUGUCUUUUCUUCACCUCUGUUGUAAAAUCUCUGCAUUUCAGAUCUUAGGCAUUGACAAGUGUAGGGUAUAAAUAAUAACCUAUGUCAGAGAAUCAAAUCACUGUGAGAAAAUAUUUGUAGAGUACUUAUGCUCAUUUUCUUUUGGAUAUCUUGUAAACUACAGUCCUUUUUGCAAAUUUMUGUUCUUGCAGAAGUCCUCAUUGUAAAAGAGGUCAAGAGUAAUCUUGAUUUUGGGGAUUUAAUUCUCAUCAAUGCCGUUUAUCUGGCAUUCAGUGUGUACCAUUUUUACCAGGGUGUUAUGGUUCAGKGGUGAAACAGAAAUGUCAGGACAAGCAGCACCAGCAGUUACCUUCAUCGCACAUCCUACACAUUAUGAACACAUUCCAUGGCAUACUUUGUAUUUUAAAGAACAUGAUAUGUCUGCUUAAAUUUGUAGAAASAUUAUGUAGGGAUAAAUAAUACAAAAUAUGUGGACACUGUCUGAUAGCUMUCUUAUGAUACUACAGAUAUAUUAUCACCUACCCUUGGGAUUACUCUAAACCAAAUCAUGCACCUUUAGCAUCCAUUCUUACUUCAGUGAAAAGCAUGGCCAUCUUCAUCCCUUUAGUUUUUAAUCUUCAGUUUCUUCAGAGCCCAAAGAUUAAUKACACAGGUAUUUUUCAGCAAAGUAUUUUAAGGGAAUAGUAACUGUUUUGUUUGGCUUUUUUUUCCUURAAUGUGGUGAGCUCCACUGCUGGGACUGACUUUAUGUUACUUCUUAAUAUGAGUUUAAGCUUUCCCAGUUUACUGAAAUUCUGCCAAAAUUAUUCUUUGCAGGAUCCCAUAGUGUUUUGAAGAGGGUAUGUGUAUUCUGUUURUGCAAUUCACAGGUGCAACACAUAAAUAUUAAGGCGCUUUCAGAUCACUGUUCUGGAGAAUCCAGCCAAUUAUUUCAUAGCCACAAAUAAUCCCUUUCUUCUCUUUGCCACUUUGCUCYGCCUCUAUGGCCAACCUUAAGGGAGGAACUGAAGGCUACUAAUGAAUCUAGUGGUUUAUAUUUUUAUAUUUCAGUGGGAUAAAUUCAUGAUAAGGAAAAAUUUUUGCAAAACAAGCUAGUCCUAUUGGCAUGCAAKUCAUAGGCCACCACAGUCAUGGUUCAGUCUCUUCCCAAAGCCUUUGAGAACAAGUUGAACUUGGCAUGCAAUAUCUCACCUAGAAGAACUGAAUAACAACUUUCCAGUUGUCUGUGAGUGUGAUUCUGACUCUCCCAUCUAAUCAGGAGUUAUGAGAUGCAUGAAAGCAUGAAUAGAAAGUCAUGUUUAUGGUACUUGUUUAAACAGUUUUUCCAGGAAACAGCUGAAAUUGUUGAUUUAACUGGUGAUUUAUUCAGGCUCAUCUUCAUUUCCUCUGAAGGUAAUGUUAGAGGACAACUAAUUUUGAGGCCUUAGAGUURUAUCUUUCAACAUUUCCCUUUAAUUUCAGUGUUGCCAAAGUAAAAUCUGAGGGCUAAUUCCUAUCUAAGUGAUUGCAAACAUCUUUAAUAAUAGGGCCAGACAUAUGUGAAGAUAACUUGGAUUAUUGUAGGAAGCUGCAUUAUCACCUGAGUUCAUGAUGUUCUAGGAGUGGGAAUUUUAGGAAGUUAUGAGACACAUUGCUGGUGUGUCAUUUACUGAGAGCACACCAAAGGGACAGUACUGUCCAGYAGAGUGCAGUUUUAAUCUCAGCUUUAUGAAUGCUGAGUAUUGCUGCUUGUCUUGUUUCAAAUUUCUCUGUUUUGGAUGCUGGAUGAAAAUAUUUSGUAUUCCUAAAAUGUAAAGAUUGACCGCCUCAAAGUCUGCACUCCUGUGGAAAUGGACAGCUAUCCCCUGGGUACAAAUGCUUUCUGUGUAGUUCUGUAAUACUGUUUUAGUGUUGUCUUAUAAAGCUUCUCCGAAGAGAYUUGUGCAAGCAUUCUGCACUAACAAGAUUUCGACCUUGCACUAUCAACAAUGGUUGCUUAGCAUUAAAAUAAUCUUGGAUGCCAUUAAAGAAUACUGGAGCUCUAUCUUAGGGUUUACAGCACUAAGAUGUUUGUGAACUGUACCUAUUUAUGUAAAAUUUCUUACAGACAAAGGAUAAUUCUAAUUUAUGUCAGUAUUUCCAUUGUGGUAAUACACAGGGRAGGUGAGGCAGUGUACCUAGAGAUUUUUGUCAACUUAAUGGUUAGGAGAUUAAUUUUAGUACUCUGUAAAUCUGAACAAUAUUUUA
Messenger RNA from Malurus melanocephalus (red-backed fairy wren), 15876 nucleotides. RefSeq names its product guanylate cyclase 1 soluble subunit alpha 2 (gene GUCY1A2). NCBI's taxonomy places the organism in Eukaryota, Metazoa, Chordata, Aves, Passeriformes, Maluridae. The record is from RefSeq and is a predicted model, not a curated record. Bases 1 to 2571 code for a protein of 856 amino acids. Gene Ontology annotation, molecular function: guanylate cyclase activity; heme binding. Gene Ontology annotation, cellular component: guanylate cyclase complex, soluble. Gene Ontology annotation, biological process: cGMP biosynthetic process; response to oxygen levels. The transcript is spliced from 9 exons.